AUCACAGACAGCUUCCGCUGAACUGGACCUUUCUAUAUUUUUACUAGUUCAUUUCUUUGAUAUUAUUCGUACGGAAAUUUCAGUAAAGAAAUCAGCAGUUUCCUCCUGAAAGACCAUGGAAAGGUUGACUUCAAGGUCAGGGAGAAGAGGGCCUCUAAAUGAUAUCGAUACUGGUCAACAUGGAAGUGGGUAUGGACAAAGAGGACCAAGACGAGGCGGGUUGCAGGGAGACGGAACAAGUGAACAAGGGGUCAGAAGAAGAGCACAAAGCCAAGGAAAUAGCCAAAGAGAUUCAGAUAGACAGAGAGGAGGAAGGGGUGGACAUAGAGGAAGAGGUGCAGACAGGCAGAGGUUUGGAGGAGGCAGAAAUGAACACCCAGGUGGAGCUGAGAAGCAAGGAGGAGGAGCAGCAGGAAUAGGUAUAAGGAGAGGAGCGCCCAAUGGAGACCGAAGGGAAGGCGGGGAUGAGAAAAAAGAUGGUGCUGGCCCUCGUAAAAUGGGUUAUAAAACACUGGAAGAACUCUCGCAACAGGAGCCAUCUGUUGUGGCUAUUACUCUUUCCUCAAAGCCUGGCUUUCAACUCCUGCUUUCUGAGACACCAAUGAGACCGGACCUCAUCCAGCUUGUGUGCCUUGCGCUUUGCAAAGCCUUCAGUUCAAGGACGGACAGAGGCACCCUGCAGCACCUGGCUGACAUCAUAAAAGACUCAAAGUUCCUAGGUACCACCCUGCUUCACUAUGUGGGAGGCAUGAUGUCUGACUCCAACCCUAAUCGCAGAGCACAAUACCCGCACCACCUGGAAAACAUCCUAGCCAUUCUGUCAGAGGUGGUUAGUAUAUUCCCUGCAAGCUCUGUCAGUACAGUGAAUAUGCUAGUGACAAUGCUCCAAGCCUCUAUCAACACCCUGAGGGCAUCCGGUAUAGACUUUCCGCCUAAAGUGGAGGAAAAAAUGGAAAAUCUGAAGGGCUUAAUAGAACAUCUCCAGGAAAGAUCGAGAAAGGGUACCCUGCGCACAGACAAGGACUCAUAUUCUCUUCUAACUAACGCUGAUGAUAACCAAGGUGAAGCGCAGGAUGAUUUCAGGAACAUACCACUCUACCCAACUCCUGAGGAGUUCCAGCAAGACCACAGGCCAUUUUUAAGGCCCAACAUCACUUCCCAACGAUACACAAAUACCCACCUUUACCUCGACACACACUUCCGGCUGCUCAGAGAGGACUUUGUGCGACCGCUUCGCAUGGGAAUUCAACAGUUGCUCCAGAACCAGAUGGACGCCGGAAGGAACGAUAAUCCAGCGAAGAUGAGGCGUUUCGACGACAUUCGUGUUUAUUACGACACACAUCUGGUGGUGCCCAAGUGCACACAGACUGGUCUCGCCUACAUUGUCCAGUUUGACGCUGAGCCACUUAAGUUUGUGCGCUGGCAGAACUCCAAGAGGCUGCUCUUUGGUUCCCUGGUCUGCCUGUCCUACGAUAACUUUGAGAGCUUCUUGUUUGCCACAGUUUCUGACCGAGAUCCCAAAGAUCUAGAGAAAGGGCAGGUCCAGAUUACCUUUACAGAGGAAAGCAGACUCAAGUUGCCCAGAAUACAGACUGAUCAGUUGUUUCUGAUGGUUGAGACAACAGCAUACUUUGAGGCCUACCGAUAUGUUCUAGAAGGCUUAAAGGAGCAGACUGAGGAAGAUUUGCCCUUUCAGAGAUACAUUGUAGAGUGCUCCACUGAUGUGCAACCACCAGCUUACCUAAGAAGAAAUGAUGUGUAUGACCUCUCCCCUGUUGCCAACCCUGAACACAAAAGCAGCAUAAAGCCCUUUAAAAGCCUGGAUCCAGAGGCCUGGCCUGACAUGGAGGAAUUGGGCUUGGAUGUGUCUCAGAUGAAAGCCUUUCAGCUUGCCCUCACUAAGGAGCUGGCAAUCAUACAGGGACCCCCUGGCACUGGAAAAACCUAUGUUGGCCUAAAAAUUGCUCAGGCUCUGUUAACCAAUCAGGAGCUUUGGAACAGCAUCAACCCAGCUCCAGUGUUGGUCGUGUGCUACACUAACCAUGCUCUGGAUCAGUUCCUGGAGGGCAUUCAUAAGUUUUUGAAAGAUGGCAUUGUGAGAGUGGGAGGUCGCAGCAACAGUGAGAUCCUGAAACAAUUUAAUCUGCGUGAGCUGACCCACUCACAAAACUUCAGACGUACACUUCCACCACACCUUCGUACCGCUUAUAAUCAGAUCUAUAGGCAGCUAUGUGAGGAAGAAAGGGCCAUCCAAAGCCAGGGCAUGAGGCUUGAGUGCUCGCUUAAAGGUGUGAUGCGGGAAACCUUCCUCCAGAGGUUUAUUUUAGACACACAUUGGGAUAGUCUCAAAUGCCUCCCUAUGGAGUGCAGCACUGAGAACUGGAACAGAAAGAACACAAGUCUGAUAAUGGAGUGGUUGGGUUUGGGUUCAACUAAUUUCCAGCAGAGGGAGCCAGAGACUGCGAAUGAAAACCAAGAAGAGGAAGCGAUGGAGGAGGAAGAUGAACUCAUUGAAAUUGCAGAAGAGGCAGAGUUGAUCCAAGCAGAGCGGAUGAUUGACGACGGCUGGACAAUUGGUCCCAGAGCUGGCAGAGAUGACAAGAAGAAAGAGAAUUUGGAGGAUGGUGUCAGAGAAAUGGAAGAACUGAUGCUGGUUAUGAACCUGGACAACGUUGAUGUGCGGGCAGAGCAGAGUGGAGAAGCCUGGCAGAUGCAACGGGACCAGAGAAAAAAGAUGAAACACAAAAUCAGAAAAGAGAUUGGGAAGAGCUCAGCAAUGACUGAGGAGGAGGAGAGUCAUGUGUUUGACGUUUGGAGUCUUAAUCUGAAAGACAGAUGGAGACUUUACCGGUUGUGGGUUACACGCUACAGGAUAGAGCUCCGAACUAAAGCCCUAGAGUCUGAGCAGGCAUAUCAAAAUGCAGUGGACAGACUGGCUGAUGUUAAACGGCAGGAAAACCUUCAUGUCCUCAAGAAAGCAACGGUUAUCGGCAUGACAACCACAGGGGCUGCAAAGUUCCGUAAAGCUCUGCAGGAAGUACGUCCAUGUCUUGUAAUUGUUGAAGAGGCUGCAGAGGUUCUGGAGGCCCACACCAUCACUACUCUAAGCAAAGCCUGCCAACAUCUAAUCCUAAUCGGAGACCACCAGCAGCUGAGACCAAGUGCCACUGUUUAUGAGCUUGCAAAAAACUUCAGCCUGGAGAUGUCUAUGUUUGAGAGGCUGGUAAACAUGGGACUGCCUUACGUCAGACUCAACUAUCAGCAUCGUAUGAGGCCAGAUAUUGCUUGUCUUCUGACCCCACACAUUUACUCGGAGUUAGAGAACCAUCCGUCUGUGUAUGAGUAUGAAAACAUCAAGGGCCUGAACACAAAUCUUUUCUUUCUGGAACACAACCACCUUGAGGAAGAGAUCAAAGAUGGAAGAAGCCAUCAGAACUCUCAUGAAGCAAAAUUUGUCGUUGCUCUGUGCAGAUACCUCCUCCUCCAGGAUUACAAACCAGAACAAAUCACUAUACUCACGACCUACACUGGCCAGCUUCACUGUCUGCGCAAACAGAUGCCUGCCAGUGACUUCUCAGGGGUCAAAGUACACGUGGUUGACAAGUAUCAGGGAGAAGAAAAUGACAUUAUUUUGUUGUCUCUUGUGCGCAGCAACCGGCAAGGAAAAGUUGGCUUUUUGAACAUUCCCAAUCGUGUCUGUGUAGCUUUGUCACGAGCCAAGAAAGGCCUUUACUGUAUUGGCAACAGUGAGAUCCUGAGCAGAGUUGAACUGUGGAGUAAUAUCUUCCACACCUUGAGGGAGAAGGAGCAAGUUGGGAAAGCUCUGACACUGUGCUGCCAGAAUCAUCCAAAUCGACAGGUCAAGGCUUCUUCUGCUGAGGAUUUCAAACAGGCGCCUGAGGGGGGAUGCACCCAGCCUUGCCAGUUUCGUUUGGAUUGCGGCCAUGUUUGCCCAAGAGUCUGUCAUCCCUAUGACCCGAAGCACAAGGAGUUUAACUGUACUAAGAAGUGUGAGAAGAUUUUAUGUAUUCAUGGGCAUAAGUGCACACGUUUGUGCCAUCAGACAUGUCCAACAAAAUGUCCAGUAAAAGUUGAGAAGAUCAUACCUCAGUGUCAUCACACACAAAUGGUUCCUUGCCACCAAGAACCAGACACAUUUAUUUGCCAGGAUCCUUGCCAGAAACUGCUUCCCUGUGGUCAUCCCUGUGAUUCAGUCUGUGGGAAACCUUGCAGCACCAAGUGCACAGUGCCAGUAAUAUUAAAACUUAGUUGUGGGCACAACCAGCAAGGUGCUUGCUUUCAAAAAACAGGCACAGAGCAACCUGAAUGUAGGGCAUCAUGUAAGCAUGAGUUAAAAUGUGGGCACGGCUGUCGCGGUACCUGUAGCAAGUGUAACCAGGGGCGCUUCCACACCCCCUGCGCUCGACGAUGUGAACGUCUUCUGAUCUGCUCUCACAAGUGCAUGGAACCUUGCACACGUGAUUGCCCUACCUGUCAGAGGCCCUGUGAAAACUGCUGUGUCCACAGUAACUGUAUGAGGGAGUGUGGGCAACCAUGCGCUCCUUGCGUUGAGCCCUGUGCUUGGCAGUGUCCUCACCAACGCUGCAGUAAACUUUGCCAUGAGCCAUGCGAUCGUCCACCAUGUACUCAACCUUGUAAAGAGACCCUAAAAUGUGGCCACCCAUGCAUUGGUCUCUGUGGGGACAAAUGUCCAAGUAAAUGUCGCAUCUGCCACUAUGAAGAUGUCUCAGAGAUUUUCUUUGGCACUGAAGAUGACCCUGAGGCUCGCUUUAUUCAGCUUGAGGACUGUGGACACAUCUUUGAAUCCACAGCUAUGGACCAGUGGAUGUCUGACAUUAAUCAGGGACCUGAAGAAGGGCAGGUAGCCAUAAAGCUUAAAGAAUGCCCUAGGUGUAAAACUCCAAUACGUAAAAAUCUGCGCUAUGGAUCACUCAUCAACCGCAGUCUGGCUGAGAUAGAAAUGGUAAAAAGGAAGAUAAAUGGAAGGCAGUCUGAUAUUGAGGAAAAAAGAGCUUCCCUGAAAAAUCACUGGUUAGAAAAUCAUACAAUUGCUGACAUGUAUGUGCAGGAGGAGUAUAGGGAUAUCCAAGAAAAGCUUGAAAAAAACUACCUCACGUCAAGUGAUCUGUGGGUCUUGGAAAACAAGAUUGAUUUUCUGAUAAGAGUAGCAAAGCUCCUAAAAGUCGAAAGGGAAAAAAUGUUAUUCACAGAUGGCUACAGGUUUCGACAGAGAGUUAAACAGUUCAUGCCCUGGCUCAAUAACACAAACCAGAAGUUCACAGACCAACAAGUCUUUGAUUUGCAGAGAGAGCUACAAAGACUCACCUUACUGGCUGAACUUAAUGGCCGGUGCCAUGUUGCAGAUACAAAAGGCCAAAUGAGCAAAAUGCAGUCUGAAGUUCAAGAAAUCAGACAUGCCUUGGAGAUGGAUGGCCAGUUCACAGAGCAAGAUCAACUAAAUGUUAAAGAAGCCAUGAAGAGUCUGGAUAAAAAGUUUCCAGUCACUGGCUUGGGGAUCAGUGAAGAAGAGAGAAAGAUGAUUGUCUCAGCAAUGAAAAUGCCCCCAGGCCACUGGCAUAAAUGUCCUAAUGGCCAUGUCUAUGUCAUUACAGAGUGUGGUGGAGCUAAUCAGAGAUCAAAUUGUCCUGAUUGCAAAGCAUCUAUUGGUGGAGAAAAUCACAGACUUGACAGUGGCAACCAGGUUGCCACAGAAAUGGAUGGAUCCCGGUAUUCAGCCUGGUCUGAAGCUAAUAAUCUUCGCAAUUUUGAUCCUCUAGACAUCUAAAAGCUAAUAUUUAAAGCAUAUAUUAUAUGAUGCAUGCUUCCAAUAGAAUGGUGUUAAAUAAUAUAUGCAAACAAAAUGUAUUAUAUUAGCUCUUAAAUGUAUAAAAAGAGUCCUUGCAAUCAUUUUUCAGUUUUUGCAAUCAUUGAGCAAGUAGUAGGCUUUACAAAGGUAAUUAACAAAUGAACAAUAUUUUAGAUGGAAUUGAUUUUUAAAUUCCUUCACUGAAGUUUGACAGGGAAUGUGAAAUUCAAGAAAGUUUUAAAAGAUUCUCCAAUAUUACAACAUAUGGUUUUAGAAUUUCAAUGUGUGUAUAAAUCAAUCAAUAUGAGCAUGAAGUAUUGUAUUCAAUAAAUGACUGUUAAGAAUAUGUUUUAGUAAAUGGUUAACAGUGUUUUGUACCCUAACAAGAACAAGGUGGCAGCAGAAUACUGUUAAACAAUACAAUGUUAGUUCAAAUAAAAUAAAA
Messenger RNA from Cyprinodon variegatus (sheepshead minnow), 6272 nucleotides. RefSeq names its product zinc finger, NFX1-type containing 1 (gene znfx1). Bases 116 to 5806 code for a protein of 1896 amino acids. Gene Ontology annotation, cellular component: nucleus; nuclear RNA-directed RNA polymerase complex. The transcript has 19 exons. Lineage: Eukaryota; Metazoa; Chordata; Actinopteri; Cyprinodontiformes; Cyprinodontidae. Gene Ontology annotation, molecular function: zinc ion binding; helicase activity. The record is from RefSeq and is a predicted model, not a curated record. Gene Ontology annotation, biological process: regulatory ncRNA-mediated heterochromatin formation.